Drosophila arizonae is the source of this 646-nucleotide messenger RNA. RefSeq lists its product as uncharacterized. Lineage: Eukaryota; Metazoa; Arthropoda; Insecta; Diptera; Drosophilidae. The record is from RefSeq and is a predicted model, not a curated record. Gene Ontology annotation, molecular function: protein binding.
CGAGAAACAAGUCAGAAUGAAAACCGGACUAGCUCCUGGCUUCAAACUUAUUUUGCUUAUAUUGCUCGGUUCGAUUGGCACUAUCUAUGGACAGUUGUUCUCUUUGCAAGGACCCAACAAGUGCCACGACGUUUGCCCCACAGGAUAUCGCGUGGUCUGUGCCCUGCACGACGGUUGUCUGCGAACAUUCGCCAGCAGCUGUGUGAUGCGCAUGUAUAACUGCAAAUAUCAGAAAGACUAUCGAAUAAUAUCUAAAAGAGCCUGCGAGUUCAUAAGCAACGAGGACCUUCAAAAAUUGGAGCUCUAGCGGCGACAGCGCGGCCGACAGCACCCAGCAGCAGUGGGAGAUGGACGCUAGAUGUCGCCACAGUGCCGCGCGCAUGCGUUGCAAUAGAUGUAUAUAGUUCAAAGUGGCUGUGGCAUGACAGCCGCCAGGAUAUACAUAUAUCCAACCACUGCUGUUGCUGCUGUUUUAUGUGUAACUUUCUCUCUGGCUAAACUGUCGUCUCGUCACGCCACAACUAAAASAAGCGUACAUUUUAAUUUAAUUUAAAAGCGCAACUUUGACCUGUUUUAAUCGUAUACGUAUACAAUUGUGCUAAUCUUUUUUCGUGAUCUAAAUUUAUACCAACAAGAAUAAAAAUAA